Messenger RNA from Caenorhabditis auriculariae, 1996 nucleotides. NCBI's taxonomy places the organism in Eukaryota, Metazoa, Nematoda, Chromadorea, Rhabditida, Rhabditidae. The record is from the annotation of a GenBank genome assembly.
AUGAGAGUCAGUACUAGAGCAGAAGUUUGAAGAAGACCAGAACGAAGAAAAAAACAGAAAAAUACAGAAAUUGAAAGCCUUAUAUGCAAGUAAUUUCUAAUUUAAAUGGACAAAAAUUUUAGAGGCUUAAAAUUUUCGUGGCUCAUAAGUUAUGUGGUCGCAAUUUUCACGCGACGUAUUUUUGCGGAUCAAAUUUUUCGUCCUACCAUCAAUUUUGAAGAGUUGACUUGAGAAAAAAUUUAUCUUUCAUUUUCUUUCUGUAUUUCUAGAUACGCAUGUCUGCUUGAGCUUUUACAACACUUUUUCAAAAAACCAAAAAAAAAGGUCAAAAAUGAGAAAUUCCAAAUUUUUCCGAGCUCGUUCAGCGCUACUGGCGUUCUGCGCGAGGGUGUAUUCGAGGGACGGAGGACAGCAUUCGCUUACGACCACAUCACGUUGAAAACACGCCAUCCCGUCCGAUCUGGCAAGUUAAGCAACGUUGAGAGCUGGUAGUACUUGGAUCGGAGACGGCUUGCCGUAAGCUUUUUUGCUUUUUAGUUCUUAAUGUUUUUUUUUUUGCACCAGCCUUCUUAUCGUCUUUUGAGUAAUUGACUUUUUUGAAGUCAAUCAUUUUUAUGAAGAACAGGCACAGAACCUGAGUUUAUUGUUACAAAUUUAUUUUCGAAAAUAUUCACUGAUUUGACUUCUCAUAAAAAUAUCGAUUACGCAACUUUUAUUACGUCACGCCGAUUCAACACUGAUUCACCUUUUUCAGGCUUAUCAGCUCGAAUUUUCGCGCUUAUCAAACAAUGGCACGAUCCCUGACUCCUCUAUUCUCUUUUCGGGAACAGAGUUGCUUAAAAGUCGACUUUUCGUCUUCGUAGUCCUUUUUUAUCAUUAUUAGAAAACUAUAUCGAUUCAAAAUCUAUUUACUUUUGAUGAAAAAGUGAACUUUAGGUAAAUUAACAAGCAUGUCAGGGCCGCCACCAGCUUAUACAACUCAAACUGUGAGUUUUUUUAUUCUUCUCUAGUUUUUAUGUUUUUUUUUAAACAAAAGACGUCUUUAUGUAUUUGUUAAUGCUUAUAGGCUCAGAAAUUUCUCGAAUUUCCCUUUUCUUGUACCAUUUCUAACUUCUUCAAAUCUCAGGUAUACAACGCUUAUGGACAACCAGUUUAUACAGUUCAGCCAGGCGCAUCUUAUCCAGCUCAGCCAGUUUAUUAUCAGCAAGCCGUUUAUCCACAGACUGUUUAUGUGUAAGGAUUGAAUUUAAUACAAGCUUUGAAGCGGAAAUUUUGAUGAUACACUUUGAAAAUAAGUAGUAGCAACCAUGAUUAAGUUUCAAAAUCUUUAUAUAAUUAAAUAAACGAUUGAGAAGGAUAAGCUAGGUAAAAAAAAAGAUGAAAUUAUAUUUAUAUUUUUUCCAACAACAUUUUAAAAAGUUUGGAUUUUAAACGGCGAAAUUUUUUUGAACUGUCGAGAACAGACUUUUUGUGCUAAUUUCACAAGAAAACCACCCAAAUCACAUAGCUCAUUCACCACAGGCUUGCGGCAUUAUUUGAAAAAGACUAAAAAUCAGCGAAUUUUUCACGCAAAAAGUUGAUUCCCUUACAGUGCUCCUAUCUGCUAACGACUUUUUUUGUAAUUUUUUUAAAUGUUUGAGAGAAAAAGGCCUAUUUUAAAAAAAUUAUCUAAGUUAAGGACCGGUUAUAGAUCAUUUGAAGCACUUGAAAAUGCCAACAACAAUUUAGAAAAAUGGAUAUUGCCUGUCCCCCAAAAAUAUUUUUUUCAAGAGUUGAAACAAAUCGUCAUGGUUAUUUUUUCUUAGUAGUUUUUCCCAUAGAUGAGAUUUCUAUGAAUAGUUAUGACUAAAUUUACAGAGAAGAAGACUGCCACACUCAUCAUCGACACCAUCAUGGAGGCGGCGGCGGUGGUGGCGGAGAUGCCGCCAACGCUUGUUGUUUAGCCGCUCUUUUGACAUGCUUGUGUUUCUGUUGCAUGGGUGCUUGUAAAAGAUAA